GCAGCAGAGGGCAGUAAACAGAAAACAGUUUUUACCGGUUAGGACAAGUGUGCACACCAUGGCAGCUACCCUCCAGAACAGCCUGAAAGUCGCGCUGAGGAAACACAUGAAGGAGAUCCUCAGCUGCCUAACGCCCGAGGUCAUAGCGAAGCAGUCGCAGGCUGUGACCUCAAGGGUGUUGCAGAACGAGGCAUUUCGUCAGGCGCAGCGCGUUAGCAUCUAUUUGAGCACCAGUGACGAGCUGGACACCACGGCGAUAAUCCGUGAGAUGUUCAGGCUGGAGAAGAUGGUAUUUGUGCCCAGCUAUCAGGGCACGAAGAUGAAAAUGGUGCGUUUGCGGGAUAUGCAAGAAUACGAGGGUUUGCCACUGACCAAAUGGAACAUUAAACAGCCGGAUUUCAAGGAGACCCGCGAGGAUGCCAUGACAAAUGGCCAUGGCAUUGAUCUCUUCAUUUUGCCGGGCGUGGCGUUCACGCGUAGAGGUGAUCGCCUGGGCCACGGCAUGGGCUACUACGAUAAAUAUUUAAAGCAGCACGCGGAGAAGUAUCCACACAAGAAGACGACCAUUAUGGCGCUGGCUCUCAACGAACAGAUCGUUAGUAACGAGGAGCUGCCCGUGGAGGAGCACGAUGUGCGCUUGAAUUGUGUUGUUACAGAGAAAUCUUAAAUUUAAUCACGUUACGUACAAAUUGUAUAAAUCGAAUAUACACAAAAACAUA
Molecule: messenger RNA, 719 nt
Organism: Drosophila montana
Lineage: Eukaryota; Metazoa; Arthropoda; Insecta; Diptera; Drosophilidae
Gene: Mthfs
Product: methenyltetrahydrofolate synthetase
Exons: 3
Coding region: 59-667 (202 amino acids)
Biological process (GO): tetrahydrofolate interconversion; folic acid-containing compound biosynthetic process
Cellular component (GO): mitochondrion
Molecular function (GO): 5-formyltetrahydrofolate cyclo-ligase activity
Source: RefSeq, a predicted model, not a curated record